AGCAAUAGAGACAAGUGACUGAGUAGAUAGAGUAUUUUCACAACUUACUAAGCUCUUCAUAUCUUGUCACACCGGCACCGUUUUUUUUACCAUAUUCUGAAAUCAUGCACUAUAAAUACCCCAAUCUUUAAUUUAACUCUUGGAUAUCCUGUGCGUCUCUGUAGCCAUGGCAUUGAGAUCUUCAGGUCGAAAACUAUCCUUCGAGAUUUUAAGCGAAGGCAGGUCCACUGAAGAAGGCCGACCCCUGCUUUACCGGUCGAAUACGGAUCCGAUCGAGAAAGUUUCCAUUUCUCCGGAGAAGCCAAAUCGGAAGAAGAAGAAACACAGAAAAAAGAAACCUCCCGAAUCUUACUCAACGGUCCCCGAAGAUCCGAUUUCCGAGUCACGCUUCACCGAUUCCAAUUCCGUUAUCCAGAACGGAAACGUGUUUAUGGAAAACAGAAGCAGCAGUUUUGCUGGAGGUGUAAGCGUGGAGUGUACAGUGAGUGAUGCGACGGAGGUUGCGGAGUGUCAGAGUGUGCUUAAUAACAGUGGUAGUGAGUUGAGACAGAGAAAUGUGAGUAAUGGUGGAGGUGGAGGAGGAAGAGAUGAGAUGUUGUCUUCUUCGCCGAUGGGGGAGAAUGGGAUGCUGGAUAGCGGAGUGGAGGUAAGUUCAGCAGAGAAGCUGUGUAGGGAUGAGCCCAAUGGGAGUGUUGUUCCAAUUGCGACGUUGGAGCCGGCGGUGUCAUUGGAUUGGAUGCAGCUCAUGGCCGAGGAUCCUAAUUUUAUCUUUUCAGUUGAGGCCUCACCUGUGAAGUACUUUAUGGAUGAAAUGUACAAAGGAAAUUCAUUGAGGAGCACAACAACUAUUGGCAGUGAGAAGGAAAGGGAGAGGGUAUAUGAUACUAUCUUUCGCUUGCCAUGGAGAUGUGAACUGCUGAUAGAUGUUGGCUUCUUUGUAUGCUUGGAUUCAUUUCUAUCUCUGUUAACUAUCAUGCCAAUGAGGAUGCUGAUGACCCUUUGGAGGCUUCUAAAUACAAGGCAGUUCAAGAAGCCUUCUGCGGCAGAGCUCUCUGAUAUUGGCUGCUUUCUUGUGUUAGCUUCAGGUGUUGCACUUUUGGAGUGCACAGAUAUCAGCUUAAUAUAUCAUAUGAUUCGUGGUCAAGGAACAAUCAAACUCUAUGUGGUUUACAAUGUUUUGGAGAUAUUUGAUAAACUAUGUCAAAGUUUUGGUGGAGAUGUGUUGCAGACUCUAUUUAACUCUGCGGAAGGGCUUGCUAGUUGUUCAGAAGAAAACAACAGAUUCUGGAUUUGGAGAUUUAUAACUGAUCAGGCUUUAGCUAUGGCCUUUUCAAUUUUUCAUUCUUUCAUUUUAUUAGUUCAGGCAAUCACUUUGUCAACUUGUAUUGUUGCUCAUAACAAUGCCUUGCUGGCUUUGCUGGUAUCCAAUAACUUCGCAGAGAUAAAAAGCAAUGUCUUUAAACGUUUUAGUAAGGAUAAUAUUCACAGUCUGGUGUAUUCUGAUUCAGUAGAGAGAUUCCACAUUUCAGCCUUUCUUGUAUUUGUCUUGGCUCAAAAUAUCCUGGAGGCUGAGGGUCCUUGGUUUGAGAGUUUUCUUUUUAAUGCUUUAAUGGUUUUCAUCUGUGAGAUGUUAAUUGACAUCAUCAAGCAUUCAUUCCUUGCCAAAUUCAAUGACAUAAAGCCCAUUGCAUACUCUGAAUUUCUUGAAGAGCUUUGCAACCAGACUUUGAAUACUCAAACUGAGGACAAGAAAAAAAAUCUCACUUUUGUUCCUCUGGCGCCAGCAUGUGUGGUUAUACGAGUGCUGACUCCUGUAUAUUCUGCUCACCUUCCCUACAGUCCUUUCCUGUGGAGGUUCUUUUGGAUUCUCCUUUUGUCUGCCAUGACCUCUGUCAUGCUUACAAGUCUGAAGGUGAUGAUUGGCCUGGGCCUACAAAAGCAUGCCACUUGGUACAUCAAUAGAUGCCGGAAGAGAAAACUCCAUCUUCACAAUGAUUAAAGUUGCAAGAAGGAUACAGAAUUGCCUCUUAGAGCAUCAGGUAUCUGACUACUGAAAAUUUCCCGUAUUUUUCCUGUGGAUGAAAUAUCAAUUGAGAACAGUGGCCAGAAGCUUGCUCCUGCAGUUGUUGGACAAGGGAAAAAAGUGCGAAAGAGAAGAAGAAAGUAAAACAGAAAGGAAAUUCUUCAGCACAUGAGUUUCACAGGAGGUAUUCCCUUCAAUUUUGUGACAAAGAGGGAUCAUUAGGUUACUACAUUGCGGUAUAUCUAUGAUGUACAGGAUUCUUCCAAAUCUUUUACAGUAUAAUAUUGUUCGAGACAGAUUUGAUUUAUGAAAAAGAAAUCUGCCAAACGGUAUUCGUGCACC
Messenger RNA from Manihot esculenta (cassava), 2365 nucleotides. Its product is annotated as protein POLLEN DEFECTIVE IN GUIDANCE 1. The transcript is spliced from 11 exons. Gene Ontology annotation, cellular component: endoplasmic reticulum membrane. NCBI's taxonomy places the organism in Eukaryota, Viridiplantae, Streptophyta, Magnoliopsida, Malpighiales, Euphorbiaceae. The record is from RefSeq and is a predicted model, not a curated record. The coding region runs from base 167 to 1999 and encodes 610 amino acids. Gene Ontology annotation, biological process: maintenance of protein localization in endoplasmic reticulum.